This is a messenger RNA of Silurus meridionalis, 4362 nucleotides long. It is a transcript of the gene jak2a, whose product is annotated as Janus kinase 2a. The transcript has 24 exons. Lineage: Eukaryota; Metazoa; Chordata; Actinopteri; Siluriformes; Siluridae. The record is from RefSeq and is a predicted model, not a curated record. Gene Ontology annotation, molecular function: cytokine receptor binding; ATP binding; non-membrane spanning protein tyrosine kinase activity. Gene Ontology annotation, cellular component: cytoskeleton; cytosol; membrane. Gene Ontology annotation, biological process: cell differentiation; intracellular signal transduction; cytokine-mediated signaling pathway.
AUGGGAAAUAAAUAACGCGUUAUAGAUGGGAUUUAAGCAGCAGCUAGCGGGAGCUAACGCGCUAACAGUUAAACAUCUCUGAGCAGCGAUAAACCCCCCAAACCCCACAGCAGACAUGGAUUCAGUUCACCGAUAACUUUCAGGAUUGGAGGAAUUUUCCCCAUAAACUAAAAGUUCGAUCCUGAACACAACCAUCUUGUUGUCUGAACACACUCUCGUGCACACACAUGGCCUGGAGCACAUUUGUAGCCAUGGAGUCUUCUAGAACGACGCCCGCAGACCCGCCAUGUCCCGAUUUGCUGAAACCGAACUCCGGCGCCGCCCUACAGGUUCAUCUGUACUACUGCAGCCAGAGCUAUGGCACUUCAAUGGUCACUCUUACAGCUGGAGAUUACACAGCCGAGGAGCUGUGCAUCAGAGCUGCCAAAGAGUGUGGUGUUAGCCCUGUUUACUUCAGUCUGUUUGGCCUGAUGAGGGAGAGCGAUCGCAUGUGGUAUUCACCCAAUCACGUCUUCAAAGUGGACGAGUCCACCAAUGAGAAGCUACUGUUCAGGAUAAGGUUUUAUUUCCCGGGUUGGUACGGGAGAGGGUUGAGCCACGCUCAUCGCUAUGGAGUCACCAAGAGCUCGGAGGCUCCAGUGUUUGAUGACAUCACCACCACGUACCUGUUCGCCCAGUGGAGGAGUGAUUUUGUGGACGGUUCAGUGAGUAUCCCUGUUACCCAUGAUUCUCAGGAGGAAUGUCUCGGCCUGGCUGUGCUGGACAUGAUGAGGAUCGCUAAAGAGAAAGGACGCUCACCGAUCGAAAUAUACAAUAACAACAGCUAUAAGAGUUUCCUGCCCAAAGACAUCCGCGUUCACAUCCAGCAGUACCACAUAGUGACGAGGAAGCGGAUCCGGUAUCGGUUCCGGCGGUUUGUGGAGCGUCUGCGGCGAUGUAGAGCUCCAGUCACCGAGCUCAUGCUGAAGUACGUGGCCAGUUUAGAGGUUCUGCAGCCCGGAUUCUACACCGAACGCUUCGUCGUCUCGCAGCCCGGUGGCACGGUGACCAUCGCUGUCUCUGGCAACCACGGAAUCCAGUGGACCAAAGGGAAAGACGCUGGAGACGGACAGGAUCUGCAGGUGUACUGUGAUUUUCCCGAAGUUAUUGAUAUCAGCAUUAAGCAGGCGAGCAAAGACGGUUCUGUCGAGAGUCGCAUCGUCACCAUUAACAAACAGGACGGACAGAUUCUGGAGUUAGAGUUCUCUUCUCUGUCUGAGGCGCUGUCCUUCGUCUCCCUGAUUGACGGCUACUACAGACUUACCACAGACGCUCAUCAUUACCUGUGUAAAGAGGUGGUGCCCCCUAGACUGCUGGAGGCUAUUCAGUGUAACUGCCACGGCCCCGUCUCGAUGGAGUUUGCCAUUAGCCGCCUCCGUCGCUGUGACAACGCUAAAGGCAUGUACAUCCUGCGCUACAGCCCGAAAGACUACGAUAAGUACUUCCUGUCUUCGUGGUUGGGGUGAUGUGACGGGGUGUUUGAUUAUAAACACUGUCAGAUUGUGCGCACACCUUCCGGUGAGUUUGUGUUGAGUGGAGCGAAGUGUGUGUUCAGCAGUUUGAGUGAGCUUCUGCACCGCUACCAGAAGGAGGCGCUGCGCUCUGAAGGCCACAUCUUCCAGUUCACUAGGUGCUGCCCUCCCAGGAACAAAGAUAAGUCGAACUUGUUAAUCUGCAGGAGUGAUCAGGACUCAGAUGUUCCGUUCUCUCUUUCCCUCCUCAAACACAGUCAGAUGGUCUUCCACAAAAUCCACAGAGAAGACCUGCAGAUGACUGAAAGUUUGGGACAGGGGACGUUUACACAGGUGUUUCGUGGAAUCAGGAGGGAGUUGGGUGAUUAUGCGAAGGUGCAUGAGAUGGAGGUGGUGAUGAAGGUGCUGGACAAAAGCCACCGCAACUACACUGAGUCGUUCUUUGAAGCAGCCAGUAUGAUGAGUCAGGUCUCCCAUAAGCACCUGCUGCUGAAUUAUGGGAUCUGUGUGUGUACAGAAGAGCACAUCAUGGUGCAGGAGUUUGUGCGUUUUGGUUCAUUAGAUACUUACCUGAAGAGAAACCGCAACUCCAUCAACAUCACCUGGAAGCUGGAGGUGGCAAAGCAGCUGGCCUGGGCCAUGCAUUACCUGGAGGAUAAGUACCUGAUUCAUGGGAAUGUUUGUGCUAAAAACAUCCUGCUUGCCAGAGAGGAGGACAGAGGGACACACACUCCACCUUUCAUCAAACUCAGUGACCCGGGGAUCAGCAUCUCUGUUCAACCCCGAGAGAUUCUGAUCGAGCACAUCCCCUGGGUUCCCCCGGAGUGUGUGGAGGAUCCGAAGAACCUGAGCUUAGCCACGGAUAAGUGGAGCUUCGGCACCACAUUGUGGGAGAUUUACAACGGAGGAGAGAAACCACUCAGCUCCUACGACUCCUCUAAGAAGCUGUUGUUCUAUGAGGACAGACAUCAGCUCUCUGCACCCAAGUGGACAGAACUCGCUGCUCUGAUUAAUAACUGUAUGGAUUAUGAACCUUUCCAGCGUCUGUCAUUCAGAUCCAUCAUCCGAGACCUGAACAGCCUUUUCACCCCUGAUUAUGAGUUGUUGGUGGAGAACGACGCUCCUGCUGUGAGGAACCGUGGGUUCGGUUUCUCCGGAAUGUUUGACAGUCAGGAGCCGACUCAGUUCGAGGCGAGGCACCUGAUCUUCCUGCAGCAGCUCGGGAAGGGGAACUUCGGCAGCGUGGAGAAGUGUCGUUACGACCCUCUGCAGGACAACACAGGUGAAGUGGUGGCGGUGAAGAAGCUGCAGCACAGCACAGCCGAACACCUGCGUGACUUCGAGAGAGAGAUCGAGAUCCUCAAAUCACUACAGCACGAGAACAUUGUCAAAUACAAAGGAGUGUGUUACACUGCAGGGCGUAAAAACCUGCGCUUGGUGAUGGAGUAUCUUCCGUUCGGCAGUCUGAGGGAAUAUCUCGCUAAAAACAAAGAGCGCUUUGAUCACAAGAAACUGCUGCACUACGCCUCACAGAUCUGCAAGGGUAUGGACUAUCUGGGUUCUAAGCGUUACAUCCACAGAGACUUGGCCACACGGAACAUUCUGGUGGAAAGUGAAAUGCGUGUGAAGAUCGGAGACUUCGGUCUGACCAAAGUUCUUCCUCAGGAUAAAGAAUAUUACACAGUGAAGGAGCCGGGGGAGAGUCCCAUCUUCUGGUAUGCUCCUGAGUCUCUAAUGGAGAGUAAGUUCUCAGUGUCAUCAGAUGUUUGGAGUUUUGGAGUCGUUCUGUACGAACUGUUCACCUACAGUGACAAGAACUGCAGCCCCCCUGCUGUGUUUAUGGAGAGGAUGGGAGUUGAUAAACAGGGACAGAUGAUCGUUUAUCACCUCAUCAGUCUGCUUAAAGGCAGCUACAGACUUCCUGCCCCUCAGGGCUGCCCUGCUGAGGUUCAUGGCGUGAUGAUGGCGUGCUGGACGGCUGAACCGAGUCAGAGGCCGACGUUCAGAUCUCUCAUUCGCUCCGUCGACUCCAUCAGAGAGAGUAAAGAGGAAUGAACUUCCACCACCAUCAUCCACCAGGGGCACCACUGUUCAGGUGUUAUUAGGACACAGCCUUUAGGACUCGCCGUCGUUCCUGUUUCAUCUGCGGGCGAGGAUUCAAACAUUUCACUGAUGUUUCAAAAGUGUGUGUACUUUAUACUCAGGGUGUGUGUGUAUGUGUGUGUGAGUGUGUGUGUGUUAAAGUGGUUUCUUUCAUCAGAAUCUGUCAGUGUUCAUCAGCUGGAGCUUUAAUGGCAGCGUUUUAUAUAAAAAAAAGUUGUUUAAGUCGCAGCAUCACACUACACCAUUAUAUUACACUCUGGAACAGGAAAGCGGUGUGUGUGUGUGUGUGUGUGUGUGUGUGUGUGUGUGUGUGUGUGUGUAAAAGCCUACUCGUCUCUGACUUGCAUUAGUGCUGUGAAUUCCUGAUCGUUUCAUUUGAUUUGAUUCGAUUCACUGAUUCACAAAUUGACUCCUUCAUCUUUUACAUGAUGAUUGUUUUUUCCUUUGGCUGCAAAUCUUUUUGAUACGAACCUGUUACCAUAGCGAUGUCCUGUAUGAUGUAUGGGGAGAAAUCGGCCAAUGAUUUCUAACACAUUUCGUUUUUUUUUUAUACUCAACCACUUAUCAGUGUGAAGUGAUUCUCUACAGUGAGACGCUCGGGACAAAACAAACUCAUUCUUCUUCUUGGACUGAAACUUUUUGAUAGUGUAUUUUUUUUAUUAAAUAUCGACGGUGUGUGUUGUAUCGAUAGAUUUUUAUAUGAACAUUUUGUAUCAUAUGUUGUGAACAUUAAUAAAAAGAAUAAAUG